Molecule: messenger RNA, 3236 nt
Organism: Phodopus roborovskii (desert hamster)
Lineage: Eukaryota; Metazoa; Chordata; Mammalia; Rodentia; Cricetidae
Gene: Tmcc2
Product: transmembrane and coiled-coil domain family 2
Exons: 5
Coding region: 1-2133 (710 amino acids)
Biological process (GO): amyloid precursor protein metabolic process
Cellular component (GO): endomembrane system
Source: RefSeq, a predicted model, not a curated record
AUGAAGAGGUGCAAAUCGGACGAGCUGCAGCAACCGCAGGGCGAGGAGGAUGGGGCUGGGAUGGAAGACGCGGCUUGCCUUUUGCCGGGCGCGGACCUCCGGCCUGGGGAGGCCUCGGGUGCUAACUCCGCUGGCGGGCCAACUUCGGAUGCUGGCGCUGCGGCGGCACCCAACCCGGGUCCCCGAAGCAAGCCUCCUGAUUUAAAGAAAAUCCAGCAGCUCUCAGAGGGGUCCAUGUUUGGCCACGGCCUGAAGCACCUGUUUCACAGCCGACGCAGGUCACGGGAGAGGGAGCACCAGGCGGAGCACCAGGCAUCUCAGGAGGCCCAGCAACAGCAGCCGCAGCAGGGCCUAUCCGAUCAGGACUCCCCAGAUGAGAAGGAGCGCUCCCCGGAGAUGCACCGCGUCUCCUAUGCGGUGUCCCUGCACGACCUGCCUGCCCGGCCCACUGCUUUCAACCGGGUGUUACAGCAGAUUCGUUCCAGGCCCUCCAUCAAGCGGGGAGCCAGCCUGCACAGCAGUGGGGGGAGCAGUAGCCGCCGGGCCAAGAGCAGCUCCCUGGAGCCCCAGCGCGGCAGUCCUCACCUGCUUCGCAAGGUCCCCCAGGACAGCAGCCUGGCCGCCAUCCUGCACCAGCACCAGGGCAGACCCCGCUCCUCCUCUACCACCGACACAGCCUUGCUCCUGGCUGAUGGCAGCAAUGCGUACCUCCUGGCUGAGGAGGCCGAGGGCAUCGGGGACAAGGGUGACAAGGGAGAUCUUGCGGCCCUGAGCCUCCCCUCUGGCCCUGGCCACGGUGACACUGAUGGCCCCAUCAGCCUGGACGUGCCAGAUGGAGCCCCCGACCCCCAGCGGACUAAAGCUGCCAUUGACCACCUGCACCAGAAGAUCCUGAAGAUCACUGAGCAGAUCAAGAUCGAGCAGGAGGCGCGGGACGACAACGUGGCAGAGUACCUGAAGCUGGCCAACAAUGCAGACAAGCAGCAGGUGUCGCGCAUCAAGCAGGUGUUCGAGAAGAAGAAUCAGAAGUCAGCACAGACCAUCGCCCAGCUGCACAAGAAGCUGGAACACUACCGCCGGCGCCUGAAGGAGAUAGAGCAGAAUGGGCCCUCACGGCAGCCCAAGGACGUGCUGCGCGAUAUGCAGCAAGGGCUGAAGGAUGUGGGCGCCAACGUGCGUGCCGGCAUCAGUGGCUUCGGGGGUGGCGUGGUGGAGGGCGUCAAGGGCAGUCUCUCUGGCCUCUCGCAAGCAACCCACACUGCGGUGGUGUCCAAGCCCCGGGAGUUCGCCAGCCUCAUUCGCAACAAGUUCGGCAGUGCGGACAACAUCGCCCACCUGAAGGACCCUAUGGAAGAUGGGCCCCCUGAAGAGGCAGCCCGGGCGCUGAGUGGCAGCGCCACGUUAGUGUCCAGCCCCAAGUAUGGCAGUGACGAUGAAUGUUCCAGUGCCAGCGCCAGCUCGGCUGGGGCAGGCAGUAACUCUGGGGCUGGGCCAGGAGGCGCACUGGGGAGCCCUAGGUCCAACACUCUUUACGGUGCCCCUGGAAAUCUGGACACUCUGCUGGAGGAGCUGCGCGACAUAAAGGAGGGCCAGUCACACCUGGAGGACUCCAUGGAGGACUUGAAGACUCAGCUGCAGAGAGACUACACCUACAUGACCCAGUGCCUGCAGGAAGAGCGCUACAGAUAUGAGAGGCUGGAGGAACAGCUGAAUGACCUCACUGAGCUCCACCAGAACGAGAUGACCAACCUCAAGCAGGAGCUAGCCAGCAUGGAGGAAAAGGUGGCCUACCAAUCCUACGAGAGGGCCCGCGAUAUCCAGGAGGCUGUGGAGUCCUGCCUGACCCGUGUCACCAAGCUGGAGCUGCAGCAGCAGCAGCAGCAAGUCGUGCAGUUGGAAGGCGUGGAGAAUGCCAAUGCGAGGGCUCUGCUGGGCAAGUUCAUCAACGUGAUCCUGGCGCUCAUGGCCGUGCUGCUGGUGUUUGUGUCCACCAUCGCCAACUUCAUCACGCCCCUCAUGAAGACACGCCUCCGUAUCACCAGCACCGCCCUCCUGCUCCUCAUCCUCUUCCUCCUCUGGAAGCACUGGGACUCGCUCACCUACCUCCUGGAGCAUGUGCUGCUGCCCAGCUGAGAAGCUGCCAUCCGUCCCCGUCAUGCCCCCCCCCCCCCACGCUCUCUGGUUUCCUCCGCCACGCAUCUCCGGGAGGGCCGGGGACUCUCUUGAAUCUUGUCUUGCCCAAACUGCCCAUCGGGCGGCUCCUGCCCGUUCUCUGUACCGCUGUUUGGCACCACCUCUCCUGGCCUGAAGGUUGCUGAGAAGGGGGUCCGGGCUGGAGGGAGUCGAAACACUCAUGACCAAACGGAACGGGGGACUUUUCUGGGCUGACCGGCCGAUGUCCUAGGUCAUGAAGGCCACUAAGAUGGAAGGCCAGUCUCAGUUUCCCUACGGAAGAGCCCAUCCUAGGGUGGCCUGGAUAUGGCCGGUGUGCAGGAAGGGGAGGGUCCCGGCCUUGGGGCUACAGAGCAGGCCAGAGGCAGCUCAGCCUACCCUUCCCCUGCCCUCUCCCCACCGAGCUGAUUUGAGACUGGUUUCUGGAGGAUAGGUGAGGCGUGGCUCUGGAUUUGUGUUUUCUCUGCUCAUCUUUCUGCCAAUCACUGGGUGUGCUGCUCUCUGCAAAACAGGCCCCAAGGGCCUGAGCCUCUGCCUCUAGCCCACACCCUUAGGCCUCUGGGAUCCAAGUUGAGUUCUAUUUAUUUAUUUAUUUGCUUACUUAUUUAUUUGUUCUUAUCUUUCCCUUGCUUCUGCCCAGCUGGGCUCCAGGGAGAGGACCUGCCCAUCCUCCCUCUGAAGCCAGGGAUUAUUUAUUCUUGGCUCAUCACAUCACACUCCAGACCAUGCAUCCUGCGGUGUUUCUGGCUGGAAAAAGGAGUAUGUGGCCACCCAGCCCGCUCUCCCAAGCAGCCACACCAGAUGGGCAGGAGGAUCAUGGUCCUUUUCUAUCUAUUUAUUUUAUAUGUGUGUCUUUGUGGGGAAGAGGGUGUUUGGUGAUUUAUUUCUUUAAGGCUCUGGAUUACUGUGUACAGUUUGCACAGCCCAGCCUCCCCAUGGGCCCCUCCAAGCACAUUGGGGAUUUCUCAGAACAGGAGAGAGGAAUCCACGAAGCAGGAGAAACUCUGCCUGCCGGCUGUGGUGGACCUCCCUGAGAAAUAAAUAUCCUCUACGUUUCCAAACCA